ACAAUGCUAAAGUUGAUUCAGAAGAAGUUGGCUGAUAAAACGUGUGAUCAGGUGAUGGAGUUCUCCUGGAGUGCCCUCUGGAACAUCACAGAUGAGACCCCUGACAACUGUGAGAUGUUCCUUAACUACAGUGGCAUGAAACUGUUCUUGGAGUGCUUAAAAGAGUUCCCAGAGAAACAGGAGCUGCACCGUAACAUGCUGGGGCUCCUGGGCAACGUGGCAGAGGUGAAGGAGCUGCGCCCACAGCUCAUGACCUCCCAGUUCAUCAGUGUCUUCAGUAACCUGCUGGAGAGCAAAGCUGAUGGGAUUGAGGUAUCCUAUAAUGCCUGCGGAGUGCUCUCCCAUAUCAUGUUUGAUGGUCCAGAGGCUUGGGGGAUAUGUGAGCCCCACCGAGAGGAGGUUGUGAAGAGGAUGUGGGCAGCCAUCCAGAGCUGGGAUAUCAACUCCAGGAGAAAUAUCAACUACAGGUCAUUUGAACCAAUCCUUCGACUUCUUCCGCAAGGGAUCUCCCCAGUCAGCCAGCACUGGGCCACGUGGGCACUCUAUAACCUGGUCUCUGUCUACCCUGACAAGUACUGCCCACUGCUGAUCAAAGAAGGUGGGAUUCCCCUUCUGAAGGACAUGAUUAAAAUGGCCUCAGCACGGCAAGAGACCAAGGAGAUGGCCCGGAAAGUUAUAGAGCACUGCAGUAACUUUAAGGAGGAGAACAUGGACACUUCCAGAUAGAGGCAAUCCCCCCAUGCCUCUUGCCAGCACUGUAUCCAGCUUCUCUCUAACUCACUGUACAUAGGGAGGACUCUUUCUUACCAACUUGCCCGUUGGAAGGAAACUUUAUGUGUGUGUGUGAGACCCUCAGUAGAUGAAGGUGAACAGGGGAGGGGGGAGGGACUUUUUGCACAACAAAAUGCUUUCCUUAAUUUAGUGGACUUUUUUUUUUGUUAUGAAGUUUCAGGUUGAAGUUCUGUGUGUAUGAUUUCUGUAUAAAAAGAAAACGAAAAGCAAAGACAACUACAUUAUGUAUCUUUUAACCUUUUUAUUUUAGACCACACAGAGAGCCUCAAAUGACCAUGAGCUUGAAGACCUAAUUGUGUGAUCACUAGUGUGACAUGUUUAUUUCCCACUUCUUAGACAAAUCCCUUUUGCUGUACUGCAUGAGGUCCUGUAAUGUCUGCAAGAACACCAGUCCUGAAUGGGCAUUGGUUGCUCAGUGAGGCUACAGGCAAUGACGAGUUAUUUUUU
Molecule: messenger RNA, 1239 nt
Organism: Acanthisitta chloris (rifleman)
Lineage: Eukaryota; Metazoa; Chordata; Aves; Passeriformes; Acanthisittidae
Product: protein zer-1 homolog
Exons: 7
Cellular component (GO): Cul2-RING ubiquitin ligase complex
Source: RefSeq, a predicted model, not a curated record